Molecule: messenger RNA, 710 nt
Organism: Musa acuminata AAA Group (dessert banana)
Lineage: Eukaryota; Viridiplantae; Streptophyta; Magnoliopsida; Zingiberales; Musaceae
Product: heavy metal-associated isoprenylated plant protein 20-like
Exons: 4
Coding region: 76-531 (151 amino acids)
Molecular function (GO): metal ion binding
Source: RefSeq, a predicted model, not a curated record
AUUGCUCUCGGCCCAUCUCCCACAAGCACCUCUCUCUCUCUCUCUCUCUCUCUCUCUCUCUCUCUCUCUUUCUCAAUGGGUGCACUCGAUCACCUCUCGGAUAUGUGCAGUGUUACAGAGACAAAGAGAACACUGCAAAUAAGGAAAAGGAGACCGCUACAGACUGUUGAUCUGAAGGUGAAAAUGGACUGCGAUGGCUGUGAAAGGAGAGUGAAGCAUGCUGUUAGCUCAAUAAGAGGUGUGACGAACGUGAACGUGAACCGAAAGCAAAGCAGGGUGACGGUCACCGGCCACAUCGAGGCAAAGCAAGUCUUGGAGAGGAUCAAGAGCACGGGAAAGAGAGCAGAGCUUUGGCCCUACGUCCCCUACAACCUGGUCGCGUAUCCCUACGUCGCCGGAGCCUACGACAAGAAGGCCCCUUCUGGUUUUGUCCGAAACGCGGCUCAGGCGGUCCCCAACCCCAACGCACCGGAAGAGCAGUACAUGUCGCUCUUCAGCGACGAUAACCCAAAUGCAUGUAGCAUCAUGUGACUCAACUUGCGCAUGGCUGUGAGUGAGCUAAUAAGAAGGGGAAUUAUCUACCGAUUUCUCAGCAAAAGGUUUUCGUGCUUCCUAAGCCUUUCGUGUACUGCUACAUGUAUAUAUGUGAAGUCUGUGGAGUAGUAACAGCACAAAUUGCAGCAGUAUCAAUCUGUCAGACUUCGAGCCAA